Molecule: messenger RNA, 399 nt
Organism: Bactrocera latifrons
Lineage: Eukaryota; Metazoa; Arthropoda; Insecta; Diptera; Tephritidae
Product: tigger transposable element-derived protein 6-like
Exons: 3
Coding region: 1-399 (132 amino acids)
Cellular component (GO): nucleus
Molecular function (GO): DNA binding
Source: RefSeq, a predicted model, not a curated record
AUGGACAACAUUUUUAACGCGGACGAAACGGGAAUUUUCUAUAAGAUGCUGCCUGACAAAACACAUAAGAUCAAAGGUGAAACAUGCAGUGGUGGAAAAAUGUCUAAAGAAAGAAUAACUGCCAUGAUUUGUGCCAAUGCAUCGGGCACGGUAACACAGAAAUUAUUGGUUAUUGGAAAAUAUAACAAUCCUAGAUGCUUUAAAAACGUUAAAACGUUGCCGGUAGAUUAUUGUGCUAACAACAAAUCCUGGAUGACUUCUCAGACCUUUACUGACUAUUUAAAGAAAUGGGAUUGUGAACUUAUAAAAGCCAAAACUAAAAUUUUGCUAUUACUGAAUGCGUAUUACCUCAGAAAUAUUGUGCUAAAUUUCCAAAUCGGUAGGAGCAAAGUGGACUAA